Molecule: messenger RNA, 8882 nt
Organism: Closterium sp. NIES-67
Lineage: Eukaryota; Viridiplantae; Streptophyta; Zygnematophyceae; Desmidiales; Closteriaceae
Source: the annotation of a GenBank genome assembly
GGCGGAUCUCCCGAGGUUUUGUUUCCAGUUUCGGUCGAGAUUAGGAACCCUAAAUUCCAUUCGACGCGACGACGUGGAUAGGCAGCUUCUCGGGAGUUCAGCCGCGCCAUUCGCGAAUUUUCCUCGUCCCGCUAGUGGCUUCUCGUGAGUAGAACGAGUCGUUAUCCUUAGUGCGCUGCCCUUCCAGCAUGUCGCAUGCCACUCGUCGUCCGCCGCUCCCCUUCCGGCGGAUUCACUGCGGCGCAACGUCUUGUGCACGCCCACACGACACUAGCGCGGAUCCCAUGCCAUGUGUCCCCUAUGGCGCACGCGACGCCGUCGUGGCUGCUGUGCCCGCUUUCUCUCCACAAGCUGGAAAAGCAAAGUUCGCGCCACCCCCAGAACAUGAUGCGUGGGGCGGGGAUCUACACCGCCGGUUGUGUGAGAGCCACACCCUCAUGGGCUCCUGGCUUCAGCAGGGCCUGGCACCGCGUGAAUGCGUCGCUGCGAUUGGCGACAACAGCCUUAGAAUUUGAUGGGGUGCGGCCACGUGGACGAGGGGAAAUACCCAUUCAACCGUGCCCGCUAUGUGCGUUGCUUUCGCCGGAGCCUUUCGUUUUAUCACGCACUACGAAAAAGCCGUGACGAAGGCGUGCACGACGAGCAUACAGCCUGUCGCACAGACUCUUGAUGCUGAGCAUUGACCGGCUCUCAUCUCACUUGGGACAUGGCACGCACGGGUCUUCUCAGCCUAUCACCGUCGCUCCCCCUCUCCUACGGCACACAGCUCCCGAUAUCAUGGCAAGGCACUGGAAUGCGCGAGUCUUGUGCAGCGGGAGAUGCACGGUCGUCCUUGCGCGCGGCAGAUUAUGGCGAGACAAGCCUGCCGGUUCCGCAGAGCAUUCACCUGCCCCCCUCCUGCGAAUGAUGCUUCUCAUCAUGCCGAAGCUCGUCAGUGCUUUUAUUCGCCCAGUCAUUCAGGACCUCGAAGCACGAGCUUAAGUUUUGGGCACAGGGAGUAACAGCGGCAUCUAGACGUCGGCGCUCAGCCUCCCAGUGAGUCAGUGACCGUCCCAGGGCGCCGUUAUUGUCUGAGUUUCUGGCCCCCCUCCUCGUCGUCCUGUCAACACCUUCCCUUGCCUCUCUCACUGACGCUAUGGAGCAAGGCAGCUGCAGCAGCAACACGGGUGCAGGCUUUGAGGCGUGCGGUCUGGAGAGGUGCGUGUUUCUGGCGGUGGAUGGCAGGGAGGACGGCGCAGAGGCGGAGGAGGAGGGGGCGUUGGGGGGAAAGGUGGAGGCGGGGCAGGGGCGGAGGAACACAGUGGAGGUGGUGGCAGCUCUCGCACUCGCCUCAACCCUGUGCUGCGACACGGGUCGUGUGCCCACAGAGUGGCAGCGGAAGCUGCAGCACUUGCUGCCACAUCGCCCCCGGAGAGUUCUCAUGCUGGUGCCAACAGCGGCCCAGCAGCAGGCAGCGGAGAAGGCGUGGAAGAGGGCACAAAAGCAGCAGGAAAUGCAGCCGGGAACUCAGCAGGCAGCACAGCAGGGAACACAGCAGGGAGGGCAGCAAGAGCACGAUGCAGCAAUGGCUGUGGUGGGCGUGCAGUUUAUGGUGGCAGGGCAUCCCGUUCCUUGCUGUGAAUCUGCUCAGUCCGACCUCGUAAUGCUCUCGGCUGUCUGUGCUCCACCCUCUGCGCUGCCCCCCAUACACGCGGUUCAAUCCCUCUGGCCUCCCUCCAGGAUCCGCGCUGCUCUCUCAACCCCUGCACGGCUCCUUCUCAUCUUGGCCCACGAGUCCACUCUCUCAUCCGGUAGUGACACGUGGCGCCACGUCAUUGGCCAUACCAAGGCCCAUGGCAGGUUUUUCGACGCAGAGCAAGUUGAUGGGGCGGUGAGGAUGGUGGUGCGAGCGAGGCGGGCUGCAGUGGAGGAGAUGGGGCAGAUGCUGCAGGAUGCCAGAGGAGUGGCUUCUGGAACGGGAGUGGGAAACGUCUCAGAAGGAUCCAUGCAGUGGCAUGCUCUGCUGUGGACGGGUCUGUUUUCGCCGUCAUUUGGGGAGUCUCUCCAGCGGCGCGAGUCGGUGCAGGUGCUGCUGCUGCUGCGGCGCAUACUCCAGGGCAGGCAGGGCAAGGGGGGGGAGAGGGGGCUAGACUGCUGGCUGGGGGGAGAGAGCGGGGCGACGAGCCAAGGGCGUGAUGAUGAGCUGGCAAGACAGUGGAGCGACAUUGUCCAUGUGGACAUGGUCGGCGACCUCUGUCUUAUCUGGUCAACCGAUGUGUGUCACGAGAGCCUCAAGCAGGUAGUGAGGCUGUGGGCGCUAGUGUCAGAGGACCAGCGCCUGCCAUGGCUGCGUCGCAUUCGCACCCAUCUGUCUUCCUACUCACCCGCAUACCUCCACUAUUGCGCCUUGCACCAGUACUGCGGCUCCUCACCUCGCCUGCGCGUGCCUGUAGCCGUGCAGCAGACCAGCAUCCAAUGGUGGCGCCCCUCCUCUGGAUCCCCCACCGACGCAGCAGCAGAUGCCUUGACUCCGCCCAAGUUCAUCGCCCUGCAGCCUGCCAUGGCCCUCAGCCUGCUGGCACGGGGUGCGUCUGCUCUGGGAUACGCCUUGAGCUGCGUGCCCUUUGAGGUGAACGCGGAGGAGAGGGCCGCCGUGCUCUGCCCCUCCAGCCUUGUCGUGCAUGGUCGAUCCGGUACGGGCAAGACGACAGUACUAAUGCACCGGGCGUUACGGUUUGACCGCCUCUUCCGUCUCUGCGCCAUCCCGCCUCACCUUCUUCUCGGAAUGACUGCCUCUGGAGACAGCCCUAUCACAGGGAAGAUGGCGGCGCGGGAUGCAGGCAUGGAUGCAGGCAUGGGUGAUGGCACAGGCGUCUUGCGGCAGGUGGUGAUCACGCGGAGCCUGCAGCUGUGUGCGUCCAUUCAGACAGAGCUCACGCAGGCUGCAAGAGCACUCGCAGCCUUGGAUGCCAUCCAAGCCGGCUCUCUUCUGCCGGCCGCCCAAGAGGGUCAAAGUGAGCAAGGUAUGGGAGCCGUUCCCGCAGCCGGGUUUCACAGUGGCGGUACUACCAGCAGCUCCAGCAGCAGCACCACAAGCAACGCAGCCUGCAGCAACAGAUUGCUGAUGCGGGAUGACCUGGAGAGUGCACUCAUGGGUGGUCUGCCUGCCUGCAUAGCAGCCAUUCCUCCCUCCGCCUUCCCCCUUGCCAUCACUCUUGCCAAGCUCCUGGGCAUGCUAGACGCGUCUGUCACCCACCCCUUUCUUCAGGUCACCAGGCGGAAGCGCAGGAAAGAGGAGGCACGGCAGCGCCUCGUGCUGGCGAUUGCCAUGGGUGGGAGGGGGUUGAGGGAGGCGUGGGAGGAGGACGAGGGUGGGGGGUCGUGGAGAGGCCGAGUGGAGAAGCAGAGGUGGGAGGCGAGGGGUAGAGGUGCAAGGGAGGGACGGAGGCGAGAGGCGGAGGGUUCGGGAGAAGGAGAGCUCAGCCCAUGCGAGAUAGGGGGGGAGGGCUCGGUUGAGCAGCAGGUCAAGGAUGGAAAGGGGAAAGAGGUGCAGAAGGAGGGGGAGGAAGAGAGGGAGGAGGAGGAUGUGGAGGUGGACUACGAGAGGUUCAAGCAGCAUUAUUGGCCGCAUUUGGACCAGAGAGCCACCCGGAAGGCCGUGAUGGAUGUGGCGUACGUUUACCGCGAGAUAACCUCGCACAUCAAGGGCAGCUUGCAAGCGCUGCACUCGCCCCAGGGGCACGUGGGGGAGGAGGAGUACGUGGGGGGCAUGGCGGGCAGCAACCAGCGCACGUCUGCAAUGGGGCCCGAGGACCGGCAGGUGGUGUAUGAUAUUUUCCGGGCGUAUGAGCGGAGGAAGAGGCGGCAAGGCGAGUAUGACUGUGGUGACCUGGUGGGGUACCUUCACAGGGAGGUGCAACGGAUGCGAGAAAAUGACGAGCCGUGGUGGUGUGUGGAGGAUGCGAUCGCCAGCCGUCAGUGCACCACUACGCUGUCGCAGCCAGGUUGCCGUAUGCGCACACAGCCCAUCUCCCAGUUGGCGGCUCUUGGAACGCCUGAGAGAAACAGAGGCACGCGCACGGCCUCGCCACGCAGCAGGCUGGCUUCACGCUGCCCGCCUGUGUUCCACUGUGUGUCGGUGGACGAGGUGCAGGACCUCACUCAGGCGCAGCUCGCCCUCCUCCCGCUCCUCUGCUCCAACGUUGCUUCUGGCUUUGUGUUUGCUGGAGACACGGCCCAAUCCAUUGCUCAGGGCGUAGAUUUCCGCUUCGAAGACCUCGCCAGGGUUGUUUAUAAUGAGUUUCUGCGUAAUGAGGAUGAGUGUGGCAGGGGUGGGGGAGCAAAGGGGGUGUGUAAGAAGAGCAAGGUUGGGGAAGGGGAUGGGCAGAAGGGGAGGAGGGACAAGGGUCAGACUAAGAACACCAAUCCUAGCAGCAGUGGAAGCAAUGCAUCUUCCCAGCGUCUGGUCAAAGCCCUUCCGACAUUUCAACUCUUGCGCAACUACCGCACUCAUAAUGGGGUGCUGCGACUGGCAAACAGCGUGUUGCAGCUUCUGAGAAGCUUCUUCCCCUUGUCGAUAGAUCGCCUGCAUGCAGAGCUGAGCGUGGUGGAAGGGGGGAGGCCCGUGAUGGCAUCUGUUUCUCCCUCCUGGAAGAAGGAGCUCGCACAAGGCAUGCCUCUCAGCGCUACUCAGGCCAUUAUAGUGCGCAGCACAGAAGAGAAGAAGUCUAUGGCGGCACAUUUCCCUGUGAAGCCGAUCAUCCUGACAGUCGAGGAAUCCAAGGGGCUUGAGUUCGAGGACGUGUUUCUCUUCAACUUCUUCACCUCUCCUCACUGCACCGCCCCGUGGAACCUCGUGUACACUUAUAUGCGCGAUGCUGGCCUAUCAGCUGGCACGUGCACUCGCCUGCCCUGUGGCUGCAGCAGCACAGGUUACAGCGGCUGCAGCCUCUGUACUUUGGAUGAGCUCAGGCACUGUUCACUGUGCUCGGAUCUGAAGCAGCUGUACGUGGCUGUGACGAGGGCCAAGCAGAGGCUGUGGGUGCUGGAAGAGCAGGAGGGUGGCGGCGACUACUGCACUCCCAUGGGGGAUCUGUGGACGGCGAUGGACAUUGUGGCAGUGAAGCAGGGGAGAGAGAUCAGGCCAGAAUUAGUGAAGCGGGUGUCGAAUGAAAAAGAUUGGCAGACACUCGGCUUCACUUUUUUUCCAAGGGGCGACUACGAGGCAGCUCAGGCGAGCUUUGAGCGGGCGGGGGACACCCGCAACGCGCGCUUCUCUCAAGCCAUGCUGUUCUAUGAGGCGGGCGUGGGGCGCAUGGCACCGCCAUCCGCAGCUGGGAUUGCUUUGUCAGCCUCUUCAGCCUCAUCAGCCUCGUCUGCGCUGCCGGCAGUGAUGCCAGAUCUCUCUCUGCUGAGCGCCUCUGAAUUGCUCCUGGCUGCGGCCCGUAUGUUUGAGGGCAUCGAAAGGGGCUUGGAGGCAGGUCGUGCGUAUGUGAAGGCCGGGAGCUACGAGGAGGGAGCACGUGCCUAUCUCACUCUCUGUCAACCUCCCGACCGAGUCAACGCUGCCCGGUGCUACGAGAAACUAGGAAGGUUCUCCGAAGCAUCUGAUUGCUACAGCGGUGCAGGGGACAGGCGCAGCGCCCUUGCUGCUUGCCUGCGUGGCCACAUCUUUGCCAAAGGCUUGUCGCUUCUGGACGGCUGGCAGGAAGUGGAUUCUGUGCCAGCACCUGAGAGGGUCCCUGAGACGCAACAGACACCUGACAGGGCUCCUGACAGGGUCUCUCAGCUGAGGCAGUGGUACAUCGUGGAGUGUGCGCAGAGGCUCGCAGGGGCGGGCGAGUACAGCAACAUGCUGACGUUCGUGCGCUUGCUGCCCCGAUUGGAUGACAAGCGGGAUUUUCUUGAGAGAGGGCGGCAUCUGAGGGAGUUGGCAGUGCUGGAAGGGGAGGAGGGUGAGGGCAGCCGAGUCCCGGGCCUGCUGCAGAGAGCAGGGCUGCAUCUAGAGGCGUCCAUCCACUUGUGGGAGAAAGGCUGGCCAGGCCAGGCCCUUGUGUGCUUUGUGCGGCACCUGCAAUGGCGGGUGAAUGCGGCGGGGCGAGGGGCGUGGAGGGUGGGGAUGAGAAGAGACGGAGGGGAGAGAGGGGAAGGGAAGGAGAGAGGCGUGGGGCUGAGCCGUGAGGAGGUUGAGAUGGCUCAGCAGCUGCGGUCAUUUCAGAUGGAGAAUCUGCGGUUUGCGGACAGGAUGGCAUGUGAAGGGUGUGAUUUGGCAUGGGGAAAGGUGGAGAUGAGUGUGCUACUGUUUGUGCUCGGAUUCAACUCUGAUGCUGCUGAUGCUGAUGUUGAUGCUGGCGGUUCUGAUGCUGCUGAUGCUGAUGUUGAUGCUGGCGGUUCUGAUGGUGCUGAUGCUGCUGGCAGCGGUGCUAAUGGUGAGCGAGGCUUCAGAGUGGGUUCUCCAGGUGAGUGUGUGUCAGAGGAAGCACAGGAUGAGGCCAGGUCCGCUGUGGCGUGUGGGUCUUGUGAGGAGUUGGGCAGAGCGAAGCACCUGGAUAGGGAGGCUCGUGUCUCGCAAGCAUGGAGGAUGGUGAGCAAGGGAGUCAUGCUUCCAGCAGGGUGUAUGGAGAGGGGCGGACAGAUGGCUGGCGGGACUAGUAGAGCGAGCGGGCUCAGGGGCUUGAUGGGGCAGAUUACAGGAGAGGAUGUGAAAGAGGAGGUGGAGUUAUGGGAGGGGGUUGAGGUGCUGAGGAAGCGUUCGGAGCAGGUGCAGAGAGAGUGGAGAGGUCUGGAGCAGUCAGAAGGCACAGAGCAGAGGGGACGUGUGGAGUGGUGGAAGAGAGCGGAGCAGCUGCGAGUAGAGUUUAUGCUUGCGUACACUGGGCUGCAGGUGUCUCUGCGCUUGCUGAAAUGGGGACAGCAGUGCUUCAUCCACUGGCUGGAGCACUUCAGUGCUGAGCAGCACGGCAAUCGCACAUGCAUCCCGUCUUCUCCUCAUGCGUGCAUGACUACUGCUGCUGCAGCGGAAGGUGCCACACCUACCAAGAAGGCAUCAGCACUAGCAUCGACUGCUGCAUCGGCCGAUUAUGGUACCGUUAAAGCAAAGCCAGAUGCAGCACGACUGCGACCGUGCACUCUUGCUGCUCCUCCCAUCUCCCUUCUCCACCACAAGGUCUCUCUCUGGUGGUGGCGAUGGGCUCGCAGGCUUGCCGCCCUCCUCCCCUCUCUGCACCAGCUAUGUCGCCAAUCCAUGCCAGCAGCAGACUCCCACCUUCCUCGGCUUCACACCGCCUUCUUCCUCCUCUCCGCCUCCUUCCACCGUCGCAUUCUCUCCUCCUCCUGCCAGGUUGAUGAUAUGGCGCUGGCGUGGGUGCGUGGGGGGGAACUAGAGGGGUUGUCAAGCACAGGAAGGAGUGGGGAAAUGGAGGGGAGGAAAGCAGUUGCAGCAGUGACAGGGGCGUGGGAGAGGGAGUUUGACAAGAGAUUGGUGGAAACGAAGCGAGUGGUGUGUGAUGGGAUUGAAAGCUGCUCCUUUGCGCUAAUCAGCUGUUUUCACAAGGUCUGGUGGGUUCCCAUGGUCCCAUCCCAGCAUCAUGUCUCCCCAGUUUCCGGACCAUCGCUCACUCCCCACCAGAUACCAUUCCCAUACGCCCCACUCUCCGCCCCACUCCUCUGCCUUCACCCUCUCGUCCCCCACACCGAGUACCUUCUCUCGAUGCUCCCUGCCACCAUGCUCUCCUCCUCGCGCUCUGCGUUCUUCCAACCCCACUCUCUCACCACAAUGCACAACCUCUUGAUCUCCCUCCUCCUCCACCCCCGCCCUUCCACCCACUCUCGCCUGCCCGAGGGCCUCCAUCACUCUCUCCUUCGCCUCAACUCUGCCUUUGCAGCACUGCUGCUGCGAGAAAAUCUGCCACGCGAUUCUGAGGAGGGGAGAGGGGCCGGUACAGGUGACGGAGGGAAAGGUAGAAGAAGCCUAGGCGAGAGCGGGUAUGGUGGAAGCAGUGGCGAGAUUAGUGGAGGCUUGGGACAGGUGCGUGGAGAAGGUGUGGCGUGGGACAAGAGUGGGAUAGCGGUGGUGCCUAGAGCAGUGCAAGGGAUGGUUGAUGUAGUGGCGCGUGGCCCACGCACAUGCUGGGAGGAGACUACUGGGCUUUCAGAAAAAGAGGUCUGGAGAAUCAUGCGGAUGCUGCUUCUAUCCUUAGUCAAUGCUUGUCCUGCGGCUGACGCGCUUCCAUAUCACAAGAAGUGUCAGAGUACCUCCCAGGGCAACCCUCUCAUGGCUACCUCGUUGAGCGCCUUCUUUGAUUCCCUUUCCACACGCGCAUUGCUGCACCAGCAAGCCUCUGGCGUGUGGAAUGUCCACGGGGAUGCAGGGAGGCAGGUUGCUCCUCUCACUGUUGCACCAUCUCUUCUUCUCCGUCCCCUCUUCCUCGCUCCUUCCUUCUCUGCGGUGGCCCUCAUCCUCCCCCCUGAUCCUCCAUCUUCGAUUUUCAACCUCCUGCCGCAGUUCGCUGACCUCCUUUUCCGGCUUGUCUGUCUGCUGCUGCCUGUCCUGCGUGUGGCACGGGGAAGGGAGGAUAUGGUGCCGGGGUAUGCCAGAUUCGAGCUGGUACAUGCAUCACAAGCAAUGGGCCUUGGGGUGGUUUGCUUGCCGCUAUCGCAUUUUGACCACCACUGUUGCAGAUGGUGAGGUGAUGGCGAUGCAAACAAUGGCAGAUACCAGCAGUGCUGGAAAAGGGUAUGGGAAAAGGAACAAGGCAUGGUCAUGAGUGUUUGUUGUUUGAUUAGAGCUAGAAAGCCAUUACAUAUUGCAUCCUGUUCUGAAUUCCGGUAUGCCAAACCUUUAGUAUUGGUGGAGAGCAGGCCUGUCGUUAUCAGGGUAUUUCACCCUGAUUCCUUGAUUUCAC